CCACGAAGAAGAAACAAAAAGUCACGAUAGCAAGGCAACAGCAUGGGUAUAUGGCCAAGAGGGGACAGAGGCUGGGGUACAGAGGAACUGGAAAGCUAAGGAGGUACAGUGUGGUGUGAGACACUGUAUAGAGAAACGACCACGACCUGGAAACUGGGAGCUCCAGGCCCAUUUCCUCCCACUAUACCUCAGCCAUUUUUCCUGUUUCUCGUUCUGAUGCUGUACUUGGAAGUCCUGCAGUCUCUGGGAGUGGCUAAACAUUCUGAUUCCUGGCCCCACAUGCUUCACCACCAUGGACAUCGAGGCCUUGGUCUCCAGAUGGCAACCAAAGGAAGGUUAGAGACUGCUUCGACUCAGGAGUGGCUCUGGUCCUUUCUCUGCCAUGGCGUGUGAUCCCCAUAAAUAGCUUCAAUUUUCCUCCUUGAGGUCCUGAGGGCGCCCCAGGAGACAGCUUGGGACUUGAAUGUACCGUAUACUACAGUGCGACCUUGGGCAACUAUCUCUGGGUCUCGGGAUCUUCGGCGAAGCACUGUGAGUAAAGGCCGUGCUGUCCCCGCACAGCACCCUCAGGACCCGCAGAAGCGCACAGCCCCGCGCCUCGCACGCGGGACACCGGGAGCCGCAGGUCUGCCCAGACCCACCAGACCCAAGCACUGCAGGGGCGCAGGCUGAGGGGCGCGCACGGCGGUGCAUUGUGGGGCUUGUAGUCCGGCGGGGCUGGACGGGUGGGCGCGGCGCGGGCACCAUCUUCCGCGGCGGGCUGUUCAGCCUCGCGCCCGCCCCCGCGUCCCUCCCUAACCCGAUGGCGCCGCGACCGCUGGGCCCGUUGGUGCUGGCCCUGGGCGGCGCCGCGGCCGUUCUGGGCUCGGUGCUCUUCAUCCUCUGGAAAGCCUACUUCGGCCGCGGUCGGGAGCGGCGCUGGGACCGAGGCGAGGCCUGGUGGGGCGCGGAGCCUGCCCGCCUCCCACAGUGGGACGAGUGGGAGCCCGAGGAUGAGGAGGAUGAACCGGCGCUGGAGGAGCUGGAGCAGCGCGAGGUGCUGGUGCUGGGGUUGGAUGGCUCUGGGAAAAGCACGUUCCUGCGCGUGCUGUCUGGGAAGCCACCGCUGGAAGGCCACAUCCCCACCUGGGGCUUCAAUUCCGUGCGGCUCCCCACCAAGGAUUUCGAGGUGGACCUGCUAGAGAUUGGUGGCAGCCAGAACCUGCGCUUCUACUGGAAGGAGUUUGUGAAUGAGGUGGACGUGCUAGUGUUCAUGGUGGACUCAGCUGACCGGCUGCGGUUGCCCUGGGCACGGCAGGAAUUGCAAAAACUGUUGGACAAGGACCCUGACCUGCCUGUCGUCGUCGUGGCCAACAAGCAGAAUCUGACUUUGAGGAACCCGGCACCGUGCACAUCUGGAAACUGCUCUUGGAGCUUCUCUCCUAAGCUGGAGCCACCUGAUUGCCACCCAGCCAUGGAAACCACAGUUCUGCUGCCUCCUGCUUCUUCAUCACCAGCCUCAGCCUUGGGCAGGAGUCCUGUGGCAGCACUUCCCUUCUCCCCUGAAGAGCAAGGUCAAAAGAAUGCAGAAGCCUUCCUGAUGAGUCUGAAGCAGGGAGAUGGUAAGGCAGAGGAUGGGAAGAGAAUCAUGACGCCUUGUUAGGCUUGCCUUCCCUGCAUAGUAAGAUGCUCAGUAGGCUCAGACCUCCCCUCCCUGCAGGCCCUAGGGGUUGAAGAGCCAGUGUAUCGCAAGUACUCCUAGAACCUCAGUCUCCCAUCCCACACCAUUCUCUUCUGUUGACUUCAUGCAUUUCCCAUGUGGGCAGGUUCUGGGUGAUAAGAGUAAUUCUUGCUCCUACUCCUUUGUUACCUGUCCCAUCCCCUGCUCUGCCUAACUUGUGGCCUUGUGCAGUGUCUGCCUUUCUGGUGAUCAUUUUUAAAGGGAGGUGAUUUCCAUGUUAUUUUUAAAUGCUAGGCUGGGAUAAACCUGAAGAUUCCAGCAAGGCGUUUUCUAACACUGCCCUGCUGAUUAGGCCUGGCCUGUCAGCCUUUCUUGACAACAGAGUAAGUGCAGUUCACCAAACAGGGUGAAGUACAGGUUUUCCCCAAAUCUGGAGACAAGCUGCUGCUCUUGUACAAACUCUGCCAAUUCCCAUGUUUACAUAAGCCUGGAGAAGGAAGGAGUCCAGGUCCUGGAAUAAGACUACAGCUGGGGGUCAGCCUCAGAACUACAUUUUAUUUAUUUAUUUUUUUAUUUAUCAAAGGAAUAGGCCAAAGUUCUAGAUUCUGUUUCAGGUGCUGUAAACAAAAACCCAGGAGAUUAUCAUAGAAAAUUUGAAGCUUUGAGAAAAUUAGCUAGAAUCAUGAAUGACAGUGCGAUUAACUACAGGUGUCAAUGGAGAUACAGCUGUAAUUUCCUUCCCUCCCGUCCUUCUGACCACAGUUGGAGACAAGUACUGCACAGUAACGCACUUGUACUUAGAUUCUACCAUGUGGCCCAGGACAUAGGAUGGCACUAGUAGAAGAGAUGGCCUUAGGGACAUCACUGAGCCUUCUGGGACCAUUUUCCCUGGCAAAAGAAAAGAAACUGAAAUUCUGAGAUUCUCUCCAGUGCACAUUCCAAUUCAAGGCCAGUCUGUGUUGACACUAGUGCAAGCAAAGGAGCUUUCAGUCUGCCAGGGACCACUGUAUAAGAGAACAGCCACAAAUGGAGUGUUUUUCUUCAAAUCCCAUUGUUUGCUUUUAUUUUAAGACACAGUCUUGCUAUGUAGCUCUGGCUGGCCAGGAACUUGCUGUGUAAGCCAGGCUGGCCUGAAAUUCAUGGAUAUCCUCCUCCCCCUGCCUCCCAAAUGCUGGGAUUACAGGAUGCAUGAGCCAUCAUGACUGGCUUUCAGUUUGCCUUUUUUUUUUUCUAACAUUUUAAUUUUUAAAGUUUUAUGUGCAUAAACAUUUUACCUGCAUGUAUGUAGGUACACAUGUGUGCAAUGCCUGGAGACCAGAAGGCAGCACUGGAUUUCCCAGAACUGGAGUUAUGGUGGUUAUCUGCCAUGUGGGUGCUGGGAACUGAACCUGGGUCCUCUACAAGAGCAGCCAGUGCUCUUAACUGCUGAGCCACCUCUCCAGGCCCUGGUUUGCUUUUUGAGAAUAGACUGUGCUGUUGUAUGAUAUUUGCCCAACAUGCUUCCAUACUCCGCCUACUGCUAGUGCAAGAAGCAGGGAGUGGGAAGUUCCCAAUCCAGGAGGUGAGCAGGAUCAGGAGAGUGGCCUGCUGUGCCACUGGGCUCCCUUGUGAGAAUGGAAUCACCACUGAGAUGCAAAUCACUGCAGUAAGAUGUGAUUUUUCUGCUUUUGUAUUAAAUACUUAAGGAAUGACUUGGAUUUCAGAGUGCCCUUCGGAAUUUUGUUGGCAAUUUUUCCUCUUGUCAUUGGGAAGAUAGAACCUGUAUCUUUAAGAACUCCUCCACCUUACUCUCUAGAGCUUGAAACUUAUACCUUGGAACCAGAAUUGAUUGUUAAAGACAAGUUUUUCCUAAUUAAGAUCUGCCUUUGUCUAAUGUGUGUUAUUAUGUAGUACAACUGUUACAUUCCCCAAAGGAGAGGGAGUAAACCUAAGAAUAAAAGAGUUCCACUAUGUC
Molecule: messenger RNA, 3614 nt
Organism: Nannospalax galili (Upper Galilee mountains blind mole rat)
Lineage: Eukaryota; Metazoa; Chordata; Mammalia; Rodentia; Spalacidae
Gene: Arl10
Product: ADP ribosylation factor like GTPase 10
Exons: 4
Coding region: 803-1642 (279 amino acids)
Molecular function (GO): GTP binding; GTPase activity
Source: RefSeq, a predicted model, not a curated record